UUCGAGGGUGAUAAAAAUGCUUGAUAUUAGUGAUGAUAGUUGAUAGUUUUCUAAAUAUACUGAAAACCACUGAAAUAUAAAGUUUAAAGUUUUAUGAUAUGUGAACUAUAUCUCAGUAAACCUAUUAUUUAAACAAAUAAGUUGUGUCUUUAUACACCAGCAACUAACAGAAAAUGAUUUUUUAUAACUACUAUCUAUAAGAGUAAUAAAAACACCUUGGAAUAAAUCUAACAAAAGUUUGCAAACUCUGGGAAUUUUAUAAUUUUAUAAAGGUUUUAGAAACUUCUAUAAAAGUUUUAUUUAAAAAACUUAGUCUUUUAGCUUCUCAAGCAGAACUCUUUCUGAGGUGUUUUUUUUAAUCACUACAGCGUCACUUUCUAAAUUAUAUUUGAAGUGUUUAGUUAGAAUGUGAACUAUUUAAAAGUUAAUUUCCAUGGAUAGAAGGUAGGAUUUGUAUUAAAAAGGAAUAGUAAAAUGUGAUAUUGUUAUUGUUAACCAUUUUAUAUCAUUUAUAGCAUAUUGUCAUUGUACAGUGUCAGUACUGUACUAGAUCUCUCCAGGUAAUGUUAGGGUGGACAGAAAUGUGUAUGAUAACAUAUUGUUGUUGUUAAUUUUGACAUAAAAUAGAAUCCAGUUUAAGUAAAUCCAAGGAGAACUUAAUUUCUCUAGACUGGUAAAUUUGCUCUCAACUUCUCCCACCUGCUGGUAAUUCAUAAUCAUAUUAUAUUUCUUUUUCUAGCUAUGUUUUUCAUUAAUGCUGGGGCUUAAAAAAAGGUGAAAUCUUUGGUUUAAAACUACUAGUCUCUGAUAUCAGGGUUCAUUUUGCAGAUUUGAAUUGUAUUGGCCAGCUAUUUAGUAAUCUUUCUAGUCACAUAAAACAACAAAAAAACUUACGUCUGAGUAUCUGGAUGGAAAAUAAACUUUACUGAGAUAACUUUCCAGCCCAUUAAAUGAGAAUCUAGUGUUUGACCUUUUAUUUAGAAAAUUGCUAUAUGCCUUUAUUUAUUUAUUUCAUAAAUGUAAGGGAUUUUCUGGAAGUGCUUUGCUGUUUAUCUGCUUGUUCUGUACUAUUUUGAUUUCAUACCCUUUAGAUAUCUGGAUUUGAACUGGAUCUUAGAAUUCAUCUUUACUUACAAUGCCACCAUCAAAUGGAGGUCCAGCUGGAUACACCCCACCAGAUGGAGGCUGGGGGUGGGCAGUAGUCAUUGGAGCUUUCAUUUCCAUUGGUUUCUCUUGUGCAUUUGGCAAAUCUAUUAGUGUAUUUUACAAAGAAAUUGGAGAAAUAUUUAAAGCCAGCUCCAGCGAAGUGUCAUGGUUAUCUUCCAUCGCGUUUGCUGUCAUGUACGCUGGAGGUCCUAUUAGCAGUAUCCUGGUGAAUAAAUAUGGCAGUCGCCCUGUCAUGAUUUUUGGUGGCUGCUUGUCAGGCUGUGGCUUGAUUGCAGCUUCCUUCUGUAGCACUGUGAUGGAACUUUACAUUUGUAUCGGAGUUAUUGUAGGUCUCGGGCUUGCCUUCAACUUGAAUCCAGCUUUGACCAUGAUUGGCAAGUAUUUCUACAAGAAGCGACCGUUAGCAAAUGGACUAGCCAUGGCAGGCAGCCCUGUGUUCCUCUUUGCCAUGGCCCCUCUCAACCAGGCUCUUUUUGCUCUCUUUGGCUGGAGAGGAAGCUUCCUAAUUCUGGGGGGCCUCCUACUAAACUGCUGUGUGGCUGGAGCCCUGAUGAGACCAAUAGGGCCCAAGCCAACCGCUGCAGAGAAAGGGAAGUCUGAAGAAUUCCUUCAGGAAGCUGGAAAGUGUGAUGCAAAAAAGGGGGCAGGUAAUCCAAAGACAGGAGUUAACGGCGGAAACUCCCCGAAGGAGAAACAGUCACUUUCUCAGGCAGUUAACAAACUUUUGGACCUAUCCCUGUUCAAGCACAGAGGCUUCCUGCUGUACCUCUUUGGGAAUGUGAUCAUGUCUUUUGCGCUGGCUGCGCCUUUAGUCUUUAUUAUCAAUUACGCCAAGAGUCAACAUCACUCUGGUGAGAAGGCUGCUUUCCUUCUUUCCAUUCAGGCUUUUGUUGACAUGGUAUCCAGACCUUGUAUGGGAUUUGUAGCCAACACAAAGUGGGUAAGACCACGAAUUCAGUACUUUUUGGCUGCUUCUAUUAUCGCGAACGGAGUAUGUCAUAUGCUAGUUCCUUUAUCUUCCAGCUACAUGGGGUUCUGUGUCUACUCGGGAUUCCUUGGAUUUGCCUUUGGGUGGUUUGGUGCUGUACUGUUUGAAACACUGAUGGACCUUGUGGGAGCCGAGAGAUUCUCCAGUGCUGUGGGAUUGGUGACCAUUGUGGAGUGCUGGCCUAUGCUCCUGGGGCCACCAGUUUUAGGUCGUCUCAAUGACAUAUAUGGAGACUAUAAAUACACAUACUGGACAUGUGGCAUAAUCCUUAUUGUCUCUGGCAUCUAUCUUUUCAUCGGCAUGGGCAUCAAUUACCGACUUGAGGCUAAAGAACAGAAGGCAGAAGAGAAACAGAAAAAGGAAAGUAAAGAGAUGGAACCAAAAGAAGUUAUUAAAGCUGCUCAGUCUCCAGAAUUGAAUGGCACAGAAGAAGGACCCAAAGAGGAGAAACUCUGAGGCUGAAAUCAGGGAUAAACAGAAGCUUUGGACCAAAGAUACAUGAAAAAUGCUACUGAAUCAUGUUCUACUCUUGGUGCUUACCA
This is a messenger RNA of Odocoileus virginianus texanus, 2697 nucleotides long. The record is from RefSeq and is a predicted model, not a curated record. NCBI's taxonomy places the organism in Eukaryota, Metazoa, Chordata, Mammalia, Artiodactyla, Cervidae.